Messenger RNA from Salarias fasciatus (jewelled blenny), 1136 nucleotides. RefSeq names its product NSA2 ribosome biogenesis homolog (S. cerevisiae) (gene nsa2). The coding region runs from base 168 to 950 and encodes 260 amino acids. NCBI's taxonomy places the organism in Eukaryota, Metazoa, Chordata, Actinopteri, Blenniiformes, Blenniidae. The record is from RefSeq and is a predicted model, not a curated record. The transcript has 6 exons.
AAAGUCGGACGCUUUAUGUGACGGACUUCCUCUAAGUAUCGGCCACGGGGAAAAUAACAUCGGAAAAUCCCGAGCCUGAAGCUAAAAACAUCGAAAUUUCACGUUAUUUAACAGCUAUAAACACCUGAGAAGGAUUCACUACAACUGUAAACGUCUGAACUACAAAAAUGCCCCAGAACGAGCACAUUGAGUUACACCGCAAGCGGCACGGCUACCGCCUGGACCACCAUGAAAGGAAAAGGAAGAAGGAGAGCCGUGAGGCCCACGAGCGCUCUCACAAAGCCAAGAAGCUGAUCGGCUUGAAGGCCAAACUAUACCACAAACAGAGACACGCAGAGAAGAUCCAGAUGAAGAAGACCAUCAAAAUGCACGAACAGAGGAAGACCAAGCAGAAGAAUGACGACAAGACCCCCGAGGGAGCCGUGCCAGCUUACCUGCUGGACAGAGAGGGACAGUCCCGCGCCAAGGUCCUCUCAAAUAUGAUCAAACAGAAGAGGAAAGAGAAAGCUGGUAAAUGGGAGGUGCCGCUGCCAAAGGUCCGCGCCCAAGGAGAGACAGAGGUGCUGAAAGUCAUCCGGACUGGAAAGAGACAGAAGAAAGCCUGGAAAAGAAUGGUCACAAAAGUCUGCUUUGUCGGCGACGGCUUCACUCGUAAACCUCCGAAAUAUGAGCGUUUCAUCAGACCCAUGGGUUUGCGAUUUAAAAAGGCUCACGUCACACACCCGGAGCUGAAAGCCACAUUCUGCCUCCCCAUCCUGGGCGUGAAGAAGAACCCUUCGUCGCCUCUCUACACGUCUCUGGGAGUCAUCACCAAAGGAACCGUGGUGGAAGUGAACGUCAGCGAGCUGGGCCUGGUCACACAGGGAGGAAAGGUCAUCUGGGGUAAAUACGCCCAGGUGACAAAUAACCCGGAGAACGACGGCUGCAUCAACGCAGUCCUGCUUGUAUGAGACUCUCUAAUGGUGCCGCUGACUCUUAAUUUAUCUUAAGAGUGUUUAUUACAUCAAAGAUGUGAGGAGCGUGGCCUGCAGGAACACCAGACACCACUUUUUUUUUUUUUUUUGUAAGAAGACACUCAACGGGAAAGAAAUGGGCUGAUUGCUGUUGAUGAAUAAAGUUGUUAUGAACCUUUGUUU